Gymnodraco acuticeps is the source of this 1231-nucleotide messenger RNA. RefSeq names its product mitochondrial pyruvate carrier 1 (gene mpc1). Gene Ontology annotation, biological process: pyruvate import into mitochondria. The transcript is spliced from 5 exons. Lineage: Eukaryota; Metazoa; Chordata; Actinopteri; Perciformes; Bathydraconidae. Gene Ontology annotation, cellular component: mitochondrial inner membrane. The coding region runs from base 132 to 479 and encodes 115 amino acids. The record is from RefSeq and is a predicted model, not a curated record.
UGUCGUAAAGCGCCAAUGUUGUGGUCGGAAAUUGCACCAGUCGUCCUUUGAGUUGAGCUUUCAGUCGCCCUUCAGCAGAGAAACAGUGCUCAUCUCGGCUUAAACACAACACACCACACCAACGUUAAACCAUGGCAGCGGUUAUUGCACGGAAAGCUAUCGACCACAUGAAGAGCAAGGAGUUCAGGGAAUAUUUGAUGAGCACACAUUUCUGGGGUCCAAUCGCAAACUGGGGUCUUCCUAUAGCCGCCUUCACAGAUAUGAAGAAGAGCCCUGAGAUAAUCAGUGGCAGGAUGACCUUUGCUCUGUCCUGCUAUUCCCUGCUCUUCAUGAGGUUCGCCUACAAGGUGCAGCCACGUAACUGGCUGCUGUUCGCCUGCCAUUUGACCAACGAGUCUGCACAGCUUAUCCAGGGAAGUCGUCUCAUUAAAUACAACAUGGACAAGAAGAAGGGCGCCCAACUGCUUCAACAGCCAUAAUAACCUGAACAUUAAAACUACUGAAUAUAAACAUGUUAUCUCAAUGAAGCUGUGCCACUUUCGCCAUUUAAACCGGAUGUUACCAAGAUUGAUCAUCCUCACAAGUUUGAAUCACUUUUUACUACACAGACAGAAAAAAAGAAUUUGCUUUCCUUCAAGAAUUUGAGUAAACUGCUGUGAUUUAAUUACAUUUUUGCUUAAUUCAUCAUGACACAAAAUAUAAUAUGGGUGAAUGUACACUUAGCUAACCAGUCUGACAGUUAGCUGUCUUUCACACUGGCUGUUACACUCGUUUUAGGUAAUCAGCAAUAAUAUUUGUGUUGCUUUCUAACUGGCUUAUUAAUGGAACAAAUAAUGAUAUGUCAAUGGGAACUCAGCCUGAGGUCAGUUUGUGCAAAUGUGUCCACACCAUGGCACAUUAUACUUUGCUAAGCACUUUCAUUCAUCAACCUUUACUUAAAUGCCGAGGACACACAGAGAGCUAAGCUCUUUGUUUGUUUUACUCUGGAGUAAAAUGUUAAGCUGAACCAUGAAAACAGAAUGUGUAUGAGGAGCCGAUAUGGCUUUAUGACACUGUAAUAAAUAAGAAAAGCUGCUUCUGUCAGUGCUGACCAACACAUGUACUGUGUGUUGUUCUCAUGUCAUUCACAUGAAUUUAUUGUCAUUGUAUAAUAAACAUUAGUUUUCCCUAAUUAUUCAUUUGAAUCUCUGGCGUUGUCCAAAUAAACUGGCUUUAACCAAGUUGAACACAA